GUGUUUUCCCGGGGAAUGCCGGCAGGGAGGCUCGUGAGCCGGCCCCCAGACGACUCCAUUCCGCCCAGCUUCCCGGCGCCGCACUCCCCGGGGCAAGCCCGCCUCAGACCGCCGGAGAGCGCGACGGCCAUCUUUGUGCGGGGCGGCCGGCGCCCGCGCGCGCCCCGUGCCCACGGCCAUCCUUGUGCGGGGCGCUUCCGCCCGCGGCGCCGCGGGGAAUCCGCAGUCGGGCCGCUGGCGAUGGAGCGCCUUCGCCUGUGGCUGCUGUUGCUACUCCUGUCCCCGGUGCAGGGCCGCCAAAAGGAGUCAGGUUCGAAAUGGAAAGUAUUUAUUGAUCAAAUUAACAGGUCUUUGGAGAAUUAUGAACCAUGUUCAAGCGAAAACUGCAGCUGCUACCAUGGCAUCAUAGAAGAGGACCUGACUCCUUUCCGAGGAGGUAUUUCCAGGAAAAUGAUGGCAGAGGUAGUCCAGCGGAAGCUCGGGACCCACUAUCAGAUCAUUAAGAACAGGUUAUACCGGGAAAAUGACUGCAUGUUCCCCUCCAGGUGUAGUGGUGUUGAACACUUUAUUUUGGAAGUUAUUGGGCGCCUCCCUGACAUGGAGAUGGUGAUCAAUGUACGAGAUUAUCCUCAGGUUCCUAAAUGGAUGGAGCCUGCUAUUCCAGUCUUCUCCUUCAGUAAGACAUCAGAGUACUAUGAUAUCAUGUACCCUGCUUGGACAUUCUGGGAAGGGGGACCUGCUGUUUGGCCAAUUUAUCCCACAGGUCUUGGACGGUGGGACCUCUUCAGAGAAGAGCUGGUAAAGUCAGCAGCACAGUGGCCAUGGAAAAAGAAAAAUUCUACAGCAUAUUUCCGAGGAUCAAGGACAAGUCCAGAACGAGAUCCUCUCAUUCUUCUGUCUCGGAAAAAUCCAAAACUUGUUGAUGCAGAGUAUACCAAAAACCAGGCCUGGAAAUCUAUGAAAGAUACCUUGGGGAAGCCAGCUGCUAAGGAUGUUCAUCUUGUAGAUCACUGCAAAUACAAGUAUCUGUUUAAUUUUCGGGGGGUAGCUGCAAGUUUUCGAUUCAAACACCUCUUCCUGUGUGGUUCACUUGUUUUCCAUGUUGGUGAAGAGUGGCUCGAAUUCUUCUAUCCACAACUGAAGCCAUGGGUGCACUAUAUCCCAGUGAAAACAGACCUCUCCAAUGUCCAAGAGCUGUUGCAAUUUGUGAAAGCAAAUGAUGAUAUAGCUCAAGAAAUUGCUGAAAGGGGAAGCCAGUUUAUUAUGAACCACUUGCAGAUGGAUGACAUCACCUGUUACUGGGAGAACCUCUUGACUGAAUACUCUAAAUUCCUGUCCUAUAAUGUAACAAGAAGGAAAGGCUAUGAUCAGAUUAGUCCCAGAAUUUUGAAAACUGAACUCUAGUGGUUGUGGUACCAUAUCGUCUCUAUGCCUGCAGAUUGCAGAUGUCCUAUGGUGAGAAGCUUACCAUGAGUGUGGCACCUGUACCUUGAAUACCAUUUAUCAAGCCAAAUAUCUCUUUUUCCUUAUCAUGCUACACCCAGUGCAACUCUUAAGAAAGAUUCAAAAUGUGUAUAAUACACAGAUAUGAAGCAGCUCCACCCUUACACUGAAGGAAGAGAAAUCAUGAGAUGUGUAUUUUGAACCUGAUUCUACCGUUCAUUGUCUUACAACCAAUCACAGUGUGUGCCUCAGGUCAUCUACUUGUGUGUGUUCAUCACCGUGAAAUUGACUCUGUCCAUUAUGAAGAUGCCUCGUGUGCCAUCAUCUGAAGCAGAAGAUUCAUUUGGAACUAGUGCAACUCAUCUUCACAGUUCUCAAGUUAUUCUAGAACUGACCUCUGUUACUUUAGUGGAAACUGUGAAAAAUACUUGGGGAUCAUUUCCUUAAAGGCCUAAGGAAGCUGUUGUUGUGCCAUGUAAUGAUGUAGGAGUUAUUGUUUAUAAAGGCAUAAACUCCGUGGUACUCAGGAGGUUUCUACAAUGACACAUACAAAGGGACUGAUUGCAUGAGUAAUUGCAAUUGGAUUUCAAGUUUCCUCUUUGUGCCUUCAUGCCCUUCUUAUUUACAAAGAAAAAGACGAGACAACUUCUUAAUAAAUUUAGGAAGUAGUUCUCACUUUGUAAAGAACUGCGAUAAGAACACCACCUCUUAACCUUUGCACACCCAUAUUUUUCCUUCUUAAAUUGGCAGUGUCAGGGGCCAACAUUGUGGUGCAGUCAGUUAAGGCACUGCUUGCAACCUGGCAUCCCAUGUCAGGGUGCUGGUUUGAGUCUCAGCUGCCCCACUUCCAAUCCAAUUUCCUGAUAACGUGUCUGGGAAGGCAGCAGCAGAUGACCCAUGCCACCCAUGUGAGAGAUCAGGAUGGAGUUCCUGGUUCCUGACUUUGGGCUGGCCCAGACCUGAUUGUUACGGCCACUUGGAAGUGACCCAGCAGAUAGAUGAUCUCUCAUUCUCACUCUCUCUCCCUAUCUUCUCCUUCCCUCCUUCCAUUCUUCUGUUGCUCUGCCUUUCAAAUAAAUAAACCUUUAAGAAAUAAAACAAGGCCGGCGCCGCGGCUCACUAGGCUAAUCCUCCGCCUAGCGGUGCCGGCACACCGGGUUCUAGACCCGGUCGGGGCGCCGGAUUCUGUCCCGGUUGCCCCUCUUCCAGGCCAGCUCUCUGCUGUGGCCAGGGAGUGCAGUGCAGUGGAGGAUGGCCCAGGUGCUUGGGCCCUGCACCCCAUGGGAGACCAGGAAAAGCACCUGGCUCCUGGCUCCUGCCAUCGGAUCAGCACGGUGCGCUGGCCGCAGCGCGCUGGCCGCGGCGGCCGUUGGAGGGUGAACCAACGGCAAAGGAAGACCUUUCUCUCUGUCUCUCUCUCUCUCACUGUCCACUCUGCCUGUCAAAAAAAUAAAUAAAUAAAUAAAAAAUAAAAAAAGAAAUAAAACAGCAGCAGCAAAGGUCACCUUUAAGUGCUGUGCAGGGACCACAAGAAGUCUUCAUAUGCAAGCAUGGCAUUAAGUCGGUAGUUUAGAGCAUUCAACUUAUAUAGGAGGUGUUUGUUUUACUGCAAGUCCAUGUUGGGGUGCCUCCCUUUUCCUUUUUUACAGUUUUGAAUGAGACAUUUGGUUAACAGUUUAAAUCUCAAGGUGCUCUCCCUGAUUUUUUUUUAAAAAUGAUAAAAACUUAAUUUUAAACUCUAUAGUCUGAUGCCCUAGGGCCACUCUUGUCCUUUCAGCCCAGUGUUUCCACAGGUGAAUCCAACUCUUUCUUUGCCUCUUUAGAAGUACUUGAUAUUAGCUGAUUUCAAAAUUAGCAAAUGUGAGAUUCAGCCACAUAAAACAGAUUUUAUUUCAUUUGUCAGAAUAUAUUUGUCAUUUUUUAACUCUACAGAUUCUUCAGUCUAAGGACAUUCUUAGAGGUCUUAAACAUCCUGGUAAGAUGUUUGCAUGGAAUAAUGCAGGUGUUUAAGAUUUUGUUCUCAGGUUCUAAUUUUUUUUAAUUUUCAUUUUUUUAAAGAUUUAUUUAUUUAUUUGAAAGAAUUACAGAGAGGCAGACAUGCAGAGAGAGAGGAAAAGGUCUUCCAUUUGCUGGUUCGCUCCCCAGAUAGCCACAACGGCUGGAGGUGGGCCCAUCUGAAGCCAGGAGCCAGGAGCUUCUUUUGGGUCUCCCAAGUGGGUACAGGGGCCCAAGGGCUUGGGCCAUCUUCUGCUUUCCCAGGCCAUAGGGGAGAGCUGGAUCUGAAGGCGAGCAGCUGGGACUCGAACCAACACCCAUAUGGGAUGCUGCCAUUGCAGGAGGUCCCCCCUACUAUGCCACAGUGCUGGCUCCUAUUUUCAUUAUAUUUGAAAGGGAGAUACAGAGGAAGAUUGUCCAUCUACUGAUUUGCUCCCCCAAUGUGUGCACACUGGGGCGGUCAAGCUGAAGCCAGGAGUUUAAUCCUGGUCUCCCUUGUGAAUGGCAGGGACCAAAGUUCUUGAGCCAUCAUCUGCCACCUCUCAGAGUGCACUUUAGCAGAAAACUGGAAUCUGAAGCAGAGCAAAGAUUUGAACCCAAACAUUCCAGUGUAGAAUGUGGGUGUUUCAAGCAGAGUCUACUGCUAAGUCAAACAUCCACCCAUUUUGUUUGUGUUUUUGAGUACUAACAAUUCCCAAGGACAGGUCCUUGGGUGCUGUAGGUCUAGCAAUAGGCAGUCCAGAUGUCUGAGUUGCUUUGUCCCCGUGAGGCCCUGUUAGAUGUAAUUCUCUCUGUAAUUUAAUUUUCUUCUCAGUUAAAUAGGAAAAUUUGCUGCCCUUUCUAGUAGAGCUUAAUUUCCCUGGAAAUGCUUCCCAUUUUGCUUCAAGUUACAGUUCAAACAUCACCUCUCUGAAUUCUUUCAUUUUUCUAGGCAUUUAAAUGCUACAGUAACAUUUUGCUCAUGCCUGUAUUAUAUGAUAUCACUUGGCACUGUAGUUAACUGUUUCUCCUACUCUUUUGUGUUCUUACUGGGGGGUGGGAAUCAUGUUUUGCUCAUCUUUUUUUUUUUUUUUUUUUUUGGACAGGCAGUUAGAGAGAGAGACCGAGAGAAAGGUCUUCCUUCCGUUGGUUCACCCCCCCAAAUGGCAGAGUUAGACAGUGAGAAACAGAGAGAAAGGUCUUCCUUCCGUUGGUUCUCCCCACAAUGGUGACCAUGGCCGGCGCACUGCGCCAAUCUGAAGCCAGGAGCCAGGUGCUUCCUCCUGGUCUCCCAUGCAGGUGCAGGGCCCAAGCACUUGGGCCAUCCUCCACUGCCUUCCCAGGCCACAGCAGAGAGCUGGACUGGAAGAGGAGCAACCGGGACUAGAAUCCAGCGCCCCUACCAGGACUAGAACCCGGGUGCUGACACUGCAGGUGGAGGAUUAGCCUAGUGAGCCGUGGUGCCUGCCUACUCAUCUUAAUAUCUGUUUUCUAGUACAGUGCCUCUCUAAGAGUAAAUACUAAAGAAUUGUUGGAUGGAUAGAUGGAUGGAUGGAUGGAUGGAUGGAUGGAGACAGUUGGUUUAAGUACACUCUAUUUACAGAUCACCCAGCCGUGGGUUCCAGGGGCGAUUGAAUAUCAAUGCAAAGCCUCACUUGCCCUUUGAAGAGUCUAUAAGGGCAUCAUUUUUCUUUGCAGCACAUUCAGAUUUUCCACUUGUUUAUCCAUUUACCUCAGUGUACUUGGUCUGAGAAUGGUAACAAUGUAUACAAUGGUAACAAUGUAUAUUUUUGAAAAUAAUUUGUAUCCCCACAACUUUUGAAGGCUUUUGUUAUUGUCAUUAAUAACAGCUAAGUCUCAAACCUA
Molecule: messenger RNA, 5283 nt
Organism: Oryctolagus cuniculus (rabbit)
Lineage: Eukaryota; Metazoa; Chordata; Mammalia; Lagomorpha; Leporidae
Gene: POGLUT1
Product: protein O-glucosyltransferase 1
Biological process (GO): protein O-linked glycosylation; positive regulation of Notch signaling pathway
Cellular component (GO): endomembrane system
Molecular function (GO): UDP-xylosyltransferase activity; UDP-glucosyltransferase activity
Source: RefSeq, a predicted model, not a curated record